UUAUUAUUUAUUAUAAUAUUAUCGAUAACAAAAAUCAAAAUACAAUUAUUAGUGCAUUAUUCAUGAACGAGUACUGACGUGGUGUCGUGGUCUGUUAAUCAAUCUAUUUUAACUAUUAAUUAAUAUUAUACAUUUAUACUACGCGUGUAUAUUCAAAACAUUAUGGCUCCAAGAAGAAAUAGGCUUAGUGGGGCUGAAUACAAGAAAAUAGCUAAGCUCAAAGAAUUUAAUUUGAAUAAAGUUGUUCAAAAAACUAUUAAAAUCGACACGAUGUUCAAAAAGUCAGGUAUGGUUAAUAAAUCUACUGAACAACGUCAAGCUGGCCUUACAACUCUUUGUAAUAAUUUGGAUACAGAACCUCCAUGCGUGUCAGAGCAUAUAAAUAUUUUAUUAGAACCAAAUUCUACUGAUAUACCUGGAUUGGAUCCAGCAUUGUGGAGUAUAAAUGAACAAACGAGGCAAUAUAUCUGUAAAAAUGGAUUUAGCCAAAAUCUAGAUGUUAAAUUUACAGCUUCAAAAAGAUUGUACAGAGUUGUAAAGAAACGGCAUUUCCGUAACUAUUUUAGAUAUCUGAAUAUAGAUUUUUUCAAAACUGUUUUAAUCAAUGGUGAAACAUGUCAAAGAAAUUAUUUAUCUUAUUCUGAGAGUACUGGGUCAAUUUAUUGUGUUCCAUGUCUCUUAUUUGAGAAUAAAACUAAUUUUUCAAAAAAAGGAUUUUCAGAUUGGAAACACCCUAAAAAAAUUUCUUACCAUGAAAAUUCACCUGAACACAAACUAUGUUCUUAUAAAAUGAAAGAACUUGCAUCAGAUUUAAGUAAAAUAAAUUCAAAACUAAUACAUCAAAUAGAAACCGAAAAAAAAUAUUGGAUAAGUGUACUAACCAGGGUUUGUUCGGUUAUUAAAAGUUUGGCAAGUCAUGGAUUAUCAUUUAGAGGUGAUGUAGAAAAAUUUGGAUCAUCUACUUCAAAUACUGGAAAUUUUAUUAUGAUGAUGGAAUUACUUGCAGAGUACGACCAGUUCUAUCAGAACACAUAUCUAAGUAUGGUAACCCUGGCAAAGGUAUGUGCUAUCAAACGGUGAGCCAAUUGAAAGAUUUAUUGGUUUUUUAGAAAAUGUUGGACAUAAAUCAGAAAAUCUAGCAGAAUCAGUUUUAUCAGUUUUAAAAAAAUAUAAUUUAGAUGUUUGUUAUUUGAGAGGUCAAUCUUAUGACAAUGCUAAAAAUAUGUCUGGUAUUUAUUCAGGAGUUCAAGCAAGAAUAAAGCAAGUUUCACCAUUAGCUGAUUUUGUACCAUGUUCGGCACAUUCUUUAAACUUAGUCGGAUCGUGUGCUGCAAAUUGCUGUAAAGAAGCAAAUGAUUUUUUUCUUUUUAUUCAAAAUAUAUUUGUAUUUUUUUCUUCAUCCACACAUCGAUGGCAUAAAUUAAGUCAAUAUUCUAUCUCAACUGUAAAAAGUUUAUCCACUACACGAUGGUCAGCAAGAGAAGACGCUUGCCAUAGCUUAA
Daktulosphaira vitifoliae (grape phylloxera) is the source of this 1502-nucleotide messenger RNA. RefSeq names its product zinc finger MYM-type protein 5-like. The transcript has 5 exons. Lineage: Eukaryota; Metazoa; Arthropoda; Insecta; Hemiptera; Phylloxeridae. The record is from RefSeq and is a predicted model, not a curated record. Bases 163 to 1080 code for a protein of 305 amino acids.